Molecule: messenger RNA, 291 nt
Organism: Aspergillus aculeatus ATCC 16872
Lineage: Eukaryota; Fungi; Ascomycota; Eurotiomycetes; Eurotiales; Aspergillaceae
Product: YqaE/Pmp3 family membrane protein
Exons: 3
Coding region: 1-291 (96 amino acids)
Cellular component (GO): membrane
Source: RefSeq, a predicted model, not a curated record
AUGGCCGGAACAUGCUCCAUGCUCUGCCUCAUCCUCAUCACCAUCUUCAUCCCCCCCCUCGGCGUCUUCCUGAUCUCCGGCUGCAGCGCCGAUUUCUUCAUCAACCUGUUGCUCACGCUUCUGGGCUACCUACCCGGCCACAUCCACGCCUUCUACCUGGAGUACGUCUACUACCGGAACUCCGAUGCGGUGGCGCCGCGCCGCGCGCCGGGGGUGUAUUCGGAGCGGAUUCAGCGGGGGGCGCAUCACCAUCACCAGCAGCAGCAGCAGGCGGGGUAUGGGACUAUUUAA